CAAUUCAACCCCUUUAUAAUAUGAUUCUAUGUGGCAUCUCCGCCGGCUACCACUUCACUUUUCAUUUCAUUAUAUAAUAUAAAUAGGCCGUUAUAGCAUUGCACAUUAUUAAACACAAUUCCCCUAUGCAUUGCAUAUAUAUGAGCUUAUAAUAACAUUAAUUAUCAUUCAGUAAUGGACUUUAAUCUGAAGCUUCUCUUCACUUUCUUCUUCUUCACGGUCUCCCUCUUUUCAGGACAAGGAUCCGCCGGUGGGUAUUACAGUAACCGCCACCACCGGAGCCACCGUUUACGGGCGACGAAACUAUUUGUUUUUGGAGAUUCAUAUGUUGAUACCGGCAACAUUCUGGUUCCGUUUUCAAGUGCUCAACAAUUUCCUUAUGGAAUCACUUUCCCCGGAAAACCCAGUGGUCGGUUUUCGGAUGGUCGUGUUCUGACUGAUUUUGCAGGGAAACAUUUGGGGGUGAAAUCUCCGAUACCAUUCAGUAUACGAAAUGAAGUUGGGGAGGAGAGAUUGAAAGAAUCGGGGAUAAAUUUUGCAUUUGGUGGAACAGGGGUUUUCGACACGUCGGUUCCUCUCCCAAAUAUGACAACACAAAUUGACUUGUUUGAACAACUUCGACAUGCCGAAUCUGGGUUGAGUAAUAGAGAUGUUCAUCUCUCUGUUGCACUUGUCUCUGUUUCUGGGAACGAUUACUCUUUUUAUCUUGCAACUAAUGGCUCUGCCCAGGGAUUAAAACCAUUCAUAAACUCAGUAGUGAAUCAAGUAAUGAUAGAUUUGAAGAGGAUUAAGAGGUUAGGAGUAAAGAAAAUAGUAGUGACGGGGCUAGGGCCAUUGGGAUGUCUUCCAAUAUUUACAGCUCCAUUCUCAUUCAAGCAAUGCAAUCAAACCAUAAACUCAUUUGUCCAAUUUCACAACUUUUUGUUGAAGCAAGCCGUGGAUAAACUCAACAAACAAAUUACUAACCAGCAACAUUCUUAUUCUUCUUCUUCUUCUUCUUCUUCUUCUUCUUCUUCUAAAAUCUUCAUUCUUGAUGUGUAUGAUGCAUUCUUGUCCUUGAUCCAAGGCCGUGGCAGUGGCAGAGUUGGGUUAUUAAAGUUCAAGACCCCAUUAAAGCCAUGUUGUUUUGGGGUGAGCAGUGGAUUUAACUGUGGGAGUGUGGAUGAAAAAGGGAAUAAAAAAUUUGUGUUAUGUAAUGAUCCCAAAUCAGCUUUCUUUUGGGAUUCAGUUCAUCCUACUCAAACAGGAUGGUCUCUUGCAUUUUCCUCUUUUACAUCAAUUCUCUAAUCACAUUUUGAUUUACUAUAAUUGUGUGAUAGUUCAAUCAUAAUUUGUUGUGACACAAAUGUUUUAUGUAUUUUUAAAUUUGUUUUUCUAUUGGAAUGAAAAUAAUGAUAAGUAUAAUGUAGAAUAUACUAAAGCAUUAUUAUCAUGAAAAUAAAGUUACCAUACUGGAUUGUGUUACCA
This is a messenger RNA of Cucumis melo (muskmelon), 1467 nucleotides long. Its product is annotated as GDSL esterase/lipase At5g03610-like. Bases 175 to 1287 code for a protein of 370 amino acids. The transcript is spliced from 3 exons. Lineage: Eukaryota; Viridiplantae; Streptophyta; Magnoliopsida; Cucurbitales; Cucurbitaceae. Gene Ontology annotation, molecular function: hydrolase activity, acting on ester bonds. The record is from RefSeq and is a predicted model, not a curated record.